AUGCGUCCCAAUGCAACGCGCCUCUGCACCGCCCUCGCGCUUCUCGCCACCGCGACCGGCUUCCAGACGCACCGCGCGAUGCGGCCUGUGUCGAAGCCGUCGCGCGCCUUCCGACCGCGCCUGACGCCGGCUCUGGCCACGACGACGUCCACGACGGAGAUGAUCGACGCCGCCGAGUCCAUGGUCACGUCGGAGGAGACGCUGCGCAUCGGCAGCCUGCGCUUCACGCGCUACGACAACGCGUCCACCGGCGAGCCGCUGCUCUACGUGCCGGGCAUCGAAUUCCGCGGCAUCUCCAUCGCGGCCCAGCUCCCGCGCCUCGCGGCGAACGGUUUCGAUCCCUGGUACUGCUGGCUCGACGGCGACGGGAGAACGCCCUUCGAGGACGUGGUGACGUCCAUCGCGACCUUCGCGAAGCGGGAACUGCGCGACGGAAUCAUCGUCGGCGAGUCGCUCGGAGGCUUGUUCGCGACGGCGGCCGCCGUCGAAUUGAGCGACGAGAACGCGUUGCACGAGCUCCGGGGCAUCGCCCUCGUGAACCCCGCGACGUCCUACGACCGCACGUCCUGGUCCGUCGGCGGGCGCGUCGUGAGCGCGGCGCCCGCGGGGAUUCCCUACGCGGGCGCGAUCGCCGCGGCCGUCGGCUUGCUGGCGUCGGACGCGUCGAUGGUCGAGAAGUCCGCGGCGGAGUGGCAGAACCUGGACUUUUCCAACCUGGCCCGCGCGGCGAGCGGCGCCAUGGCGCUGAGCGAGCUCGUGCCGCCCCAGACUUUGAGGCACCGCGUCGUCGACUGGCUCGACCGGGGCUGCGCGGCGACGAACGGCAAGCUCUGGCGGUUAAGACGCAAGGAACGCGGCACGAAUGUCCUCGUGCUCGCCGGCGGCGACGACCGCUUCCUGCCGUCGGCCUCCGAGGCCGCGCGCCUGAAGAAGGAGCUCCCCGGCUGCGAGGCCGUGAUCCUGCCGCGCGGCGGCCACGCGGUCCUCGUCGACGACGAGCGGCUGGAUCUCUCCGUGGCGCUCCGCAGGUCCCGGGCGCUCUACGGCGCGGAGCUCCGCGCCGCCAAGGCGCGCAGGGCCCAGCGCUGGGUCGAGGACUUCGUUCCUCCGAACGCGACGCAGAUCGCGGAGUCGCGGCGAUCGGUCGUCGACCCGUUCCGGCGCCUCGUGUCGCCCGUGUUCUUUUCCACGGUCGACGGGGUCCCCGUCCGUGGACUAAAGGGCGUGCCGUCGCCGGGCGAAAAGCGACCCGUGCUGCUCGUCGGGAACCACCAGCUCUUCGGCAUCGACCUGAGCGUCUUAGUGGACGAGUUCCUCCGCGACCGCGACCUGCUGAUCCGGGGCCUGGCGCACCCCGUCGCGACGAACGCGUUGAGCCUCUUCGACGCGCAAAGCGACGCGACGGGGCCGCCGGACUACUGGGCCGACUCGCCGCGGCGCGACCGGGGCUUCGGCGGCGCGGCGGACGGCGACACGUUCUUCCAGACCUUCGGAGCCGUGGAAGUCUCCCCCCGGAACUUCGUGCGCCUCAUGCGCGACGACGCGGCGGUGCUCCUCUUCCCCGGCGGCGUCCGCGAGUCGAACCACGGCAAGGACGAGGCCUACGAGCUCUUCUGGCCCGAGGAGACGGACUUCGUGCGCGUCGCGGCGAAAUACGGCGCGGACAUCGUCCCCUUCGGCGCCGUCGGCGCGGCGGACUCCUUCACCAUCGUUCGCGACAAGGACGAGCCGCUGCCCUUCGGCGGGGGCGACCCGCGCGGCGGCGCGGGGAGCGUGCCGUCCGCGCGGCGCUGGGCGAACCGCACCGAGGACUUCCGGUUCCCGCUCGCGGUGCCGACGUCGCCGCGGCGCUUCUACUUCCGCUCUACCCAGCGCUUCGGCGAGGUCAUCGCCACGGCGGACCUCGACGCCAACGACAAGGACGCCUGCGCGGCGGUCUACGCCGAGGCGCGGGACGCGUGCCGGGGCUCCAUCGACUGGCUCCUCGAGAAGCGCGAAGGCGACGCCUACGAGAACCCGCUCCUCCGCCUGCCCUACGAGGCCGCGUCCGGCGCCGCGGCGCCGACCUUCGAGGUGUGA
Molecule: messenger RNA, 2079 nt
Organism: Aureococcus anophagefferens
Lineage: Eukaryota; Pelagophyceae; Pelagomonadales; Pelagomonadaceae
Exons: 2
Coding region: 1-2079 (692 amino acids)
Cellular component (GO): membrane
Source: RefSeq, a predicted model, not a curated record